AUGAAGUAUAAGGUCAAAGAUGUCGACAGCGAGAGUCAGCGCUGUAGUAAUAUACCAGACUGCAUGCUGGAGGAGAAACUAGAGCGCACGGUCCGCUGUUCAUCGGUGUUGAUCGGCGCGUUGGGACUGUCCUUGGUGGCGCUCGCAAUCUACACAACUGUCCUGGUGCUCACUGAGAACAGGAGCCCCCGACCCUGCAACAGCGAAGAAUGUGUCGGUACAGCAUCACGUAUCCUUUCAUCCUUGAACAAGGACGUGGAUCCUUGCACGGACUUUUAUGAGUUCGCAUGCGGCGGAUGGAUUAAGAAAAACCCGGUGCCGGAGUGGUCGACGUCGUGGGACCAGCUGGCCUUGCUACGGGAGCAGUUGAUAGAAAAUCUACGCGAGCUUCUCGAAGCUGAAGAUAAGGAAGGUCUACCCGAGAGUGUUGUUAAAGCGAAGAAGUUGUAUAGAACUUGUAUUGAUACCGACAAAUUAGAAGAAAAAGGUAUAAAACCGAUCGAGGAUAUUUUGAAGAAACUGGGACUUACCCCCAAGCCGCCUAUAGAGGCUAGCGCUAACUUCUCAUGGGAAUCGGUGACGGGGAAGGGAAGGAGGCUACUGGGGCUAAACGUGCUGAUCAGUGUACAGGUGGCCGAGGAUGUCAGAAAUACCAGCAGGAACCGUAUCGUGGUAGAACAAGUGUCACCUGGAUUCAGCGAGCGGUACCUGUUGAAGCCGGAACAGUUUGGGUACGAGCUGGCGCAAUACCGCAAGUACAUCCGCGAUGUGGUCUCCAUCGCAGACCCCGACACGGACGCAGACGCCUUCGCUGACGACAUCAUCAGCUUCAGCAAGAGUCUGGCUAAGAUAAUGACUCCUAUGGAAGUAAGAAGGAGCGGGACUCAUCUGUUCCACGAGGUUAGCGUGUCGCAACUCGUGCAAGGAACUGCUGGUGGACCGGCUGAAUGGAACGAGCACGAUUGGGAUCUGUAUCUGCGGCUGGUGUUCGCUAACACCAGCGUGGUGCUGCAACCGGAUAGCGAUCGCAUCAUAGUCAUGGACCUUCCCUAUCUGCAGAAGUUAGCGGUCCUGCUCAACGACACGGAACCUGUCAUUGUUGAACGGUUCGUGUGGUGGAGCGUGUUUUCGACGGUGGCGCCGAUGACGCUGAGCGGAUUUCGCUCGCUCGGGUUCGAGUUUUCGCGCGCGGUGCUGGGGCUACGUGCGCGCGCGCCACGCUGGAAGAGCUGCGCCGCCAACGUCAACGCCAACUUCGGCCUCGCGCUCAGCUACGCCUACGUCAACCGCCACUUCGAUCAGCACUCCCGCCAGAAGGCGAUCGAGAUGGUGGAGGACGUGCGCGCGGCGUUCGGCGCGGCGGCGGCGCGGCUGGACUGGAUGGACGGCAGCACGCGGCGCCGCACGCUCGCCAAGCUGCGCGCCAUCCGCAACUUCGUGGGCUUCCCCGCCUGGCUGCUCGACACCCGCAAGCUUGACAACCACUACCGCAACGCUCAUGUGAUCGAAGGUAAUCUGUUCGACACGUAUCUGAACCUGACUUGGGCGGCCGUGAAGAAGUCCUUGGAGACACUUAGGGAGAAACCGGACAGGAACAGAUGGGUGGCGACCGCUACAACUGUAAACGCGUUUUAUUCGGCUACCCUCAACUCAGUCACGUUCCCGGCCGGAAUCCUACAGCCGCCAUUUUACGGAAACGGAAUCGAAGCAAUAAACUACGGAUCUAUCGGCGCCAUUAUGGGACAUGAAGUGACGCAUGGCUUCGAUGACCAAGGUCGUCGGUACGACGAGGAAGGCAACCUGAAGCAGUGGUGGUCCGCAGCGACGCUGGAGCACUACCACAGCAAGGUGCAGUGCAUCGUGGACCAGUACAGCCGCUACCACUUGCCGCAGCUGCCCGAGUACACCGUGCAUGGGUUCAACACGCAAGGCGAGAAUAUCGCGGACAACGGCGGGCUUAGAGCGGCACUCAACGCGUACGCGUUGCACACACAACGUCACCCCGAGUCGGCUCGGGACACACUACCCGGCCUGCCGCAUUACUCGCACCACCAGCUAUUCUUCCUGGGCUUCGCACAGAUAUGGUGUGGUAAUUCAACAGUCGGCGCUUUAAAAUCAAAAAUUGUGGAAGGAGUGCAUAGCCCAAAUAAAAUAAGAGUCAUUGGUACAUUAAGUAAUUCAGAGGAAUUCGCGCAGGCAUGGCAGUGCCCUAAGGGUUCUCCAAUGAACCCUGAGCACAAGUGCGUUCUCUGGUGA
Parnassius apollo (apollo) is the source of this 2256-nucleotide messenger RNA. Lineage: Eukaryota; Metazoa; Arthropoda; Insecta; Lepidoptera; Papilionidae. The record is from the annotation of a GenBank genome assembly.